Messenger RNA from Microplitis demolitor, 1916 nucleotides. It is a transcript of the gene rho-4, whose product is annotated as rhomboid-related protein 3. Bases 466 to 1623 code for a protein of 385 amino acids. Gene Ontology annotation, molecular function: calcium ion binding; serine-type endopeptidase activity. The record is from RefSeq and is a predicted model, not a curated record. Gene Ontology annotation, cellular component: membrane. The transcript has 5 exons. Lineage: Eukaryota; Metazoa; Arthropoda; Insecta; Hymenoptera; Braconidae.
GAUAGUAAAGUCACAGCAAUUGUUCUUGCGGUAGGAAACUUUAAAUUUAAAAAUAAAGUUAAUUAUCUGAAGAAUUAAAAACAUAUAUAUUUAUUUAUUUUUACUAGAAGGCAACGAAUAAAUUUUUAAAAAAUAAUAAAACAGUAGGAAUCGUUAAGGACAAACAAGUUUUUUAAUCUUCAGUCAUUUUCCUGAGCCCGUACGCUCAAGAUCGGUCUCUUUAUAUAACAGCGUCUGGAUUUUUAUUUAACAUCUCACUUUCGCAAUAACUAUUUUGCGUCCGUCUUCUUCUUCAGAUAAUCAAACAUUCUUUAAUAGCAAGUCACACUACAUAACACACGUGUAUUUAUCUAUCAGUGCGACUUUACUUCAUCUGACGUGUAGUUCUUUUUUUUAUGUCCGCUCAAUUUAAAAUAAGUUAUUGUUUAUUUAAAUUUAAAUAGUAAAUAAAUAAAUAAACCAAAGAUGAUGCGACAAAUUUCGGAAAUUUCCUAUGUUGGAGGGUUUAAAAUUAUAAAAAUGAUUAAUGAACAAGACAGAGAAGGCCAAGUGAUAAUUCCACUACAGUACAAUAAUUCACACUGGAAAAGUAUUUUUGAAAAAUAUGACUUGGAUGGUGAUGGUAAAAUAUCAUAUCAUGAAUUAAAAGAAAUGAUAAGAGGCUCAACAUAUAAUGACGACAUUCCUCCAAGAGUUGUGAGAAUAAUAAUGCAGAAAGCUGAUUUAAAUGACUCUGGCUAUUUAGAGUAUCCAGAAUUCAUAGCAAUGAUCCACAGAAAAGAUAUGCAAGGAGUAUUUGGACAUUUUUUAAGCCGCUAUGUCCAUAAUAUGGUACCACAAAGACCGACUCUUGAGACACAGUACAGCGUAAGGCCAUCUGCUGAUUUUCCUGAUGGUCUUUAUGAAGAAGAGUACAGUUGCAAACCACCAGCAAUUGCUAUGAUCAUAAUAUCAAUUAUUGAAAUUAUUUUAUAUCUGUAUGAUGUAAUCGUAGACAAGACUAUAGAUGGUCCAGCAUCGACAUUAUUUAUUUAUAAUCCUCAUAAAAGAUAUCAAGCUUGGAGAUACUUCACUUACAUGUUCGUCCAUGCUGGUGUAUUUCAUAUAGUGGUUAAUCUACUGGUACAAAUAAUGCUGGGAAUACCCUUGGAGAUGGUCCACAAAUGGUGGCGAGUGUUGAUAAUAUAUUUAGCUGGAGUUGUCGCUGGAUCUCUUGGGACAUCUGUGUCAGAUCCAAAGGUAUAUCUUGCUGGUGCAUCUGGUGGUGUCUAUGCGCUUAUUACCGCUCAUGUCGCUACGAUAAUAAUGAACUGGCGGCAAAUGGAAUUCGCUGUAUUACAGUUGUGUGUUUUUAUUAUUAUAACUGCGGUUGAUGUUGGCCAGGCAAUUUACAACAGAUAUGUACUGGGUACCAAAGAUCAAAUCGGUUAUGUUGCUCACUUUGCUGGUGCUAUUGCUGGAUUACUUGUUGGUAUUAAUGUUUUACGUAAUCUUGAAGUACAAACAUGGGAAAAAGCCGUCUGGUGGGCUAGUAUAUUUACUUAUAUUGCACUGAUGACUGCUGCUAUUCUAUGGAACGCAUUGUAUCCGUCAUAUUUUCCCGAGCCUAUUUAUGAUUCGUAGUAAUUAUUUAUUGUUUAUAUUUAUAUAAACUUAAGGCAUUCCCAGGCAGUGUCUCUCCCCCACUUUUUAAAAAUAUGCCAUUACUUCCAACUAUUAGCGUAUCAAAAUUUUUUCAAUUGAUUAAAAAAAAAUUAGAAUUAAAAUUUCUCAAUUCUCUAAUUUUUUUUAAAUUAAUUGAUAAAAUUUUGAAAAUAAUUUAAAAUUUUCAAAAAUUGAAGGCACUGUAUACGAAUGGCCUUAACAUGGACUUAAUAUCUAUUAAAUUAUCAGUAUUUUUUUUUAUUUUUAUCAUU